AUGGGGAUGAGUGAUGACAAAAUUGCAAAUAAUGAUGUAACGCAAGUUGAUGUAGAUAUAGCAAAAGGCAUUCGAAGUAACCGUGGUAUACUUCUACCUCUUUUUGAUGAAUUUACCAAUGAAGCAUUUAGAGUGCAAGAUGAUGGGAAGCCCGAUAUAUUUCUUACAAUGACGUCCAAUCCGAAGUGGCCUGAAAUCCUUAGAGAGAUGUUGCCGGGUCAGACCGCACCCGAUCGGCCAUACCUUGUUGCAAGAGUUUUUCGUUCGAAACUAGAGGAUAUGAAAGACCAACUUUUCAAAAAGCACAUCCUCGGUAAAGUCGGGGCAUAUGUUUAUGUCAUCGAGUUUCAAAAGCGUGGUUUGCCGCAUGCCCAUUUUCUUCUGAUAAUGACACCCGAACACAAAAUGACCAAUCCAGAUCAUUACGACAAGAGUGUUUGUGCUGAAAUUUCGGACCCAACCAGGUAUCCCCAAAUGCACGAACUGGUCGUGCAACACACGAUGCAUGAUCCUUGCGGUCAUUUACGACUGUCCAGUCCUUGUAUGCAAGGUGAGCCGAAAAAAUGUCGUUUCAAUUAUCCCAAACAGUUCAAUGACAAGAUGAUGCAAGAUGAGGACUCAUAUCCAUUAUAUCGACGAAGAAAUAGUGGAAUUAAUGUGAAUGUACGAGGCAACAUUCUGGAUAAUAGAUGGGUGGUCCCGUAUAACCCGAAGCUGUUAAUGAUGUUUAAUUGUCAUAUCAAUGUUGAGGCUUGCUCGAGUAUAAUAUCUAUGAAGUAUGUCUUCAAGUAUGUUUACAAGGGUCACAACAAACAGGUUGUUCAUAUCGAUUCAGAGGAAGAAAGGGUCGUUAUUAACUAA
Molecule: messenger RNA, 861 nt
Organism: Cynara cardunculus var. scolymus (artichoke)
Lineage: Eukaryota; Viridiplantae; Streptophyta; Magnoliopsida; Asterales; Asteraceae
Exons: 3
Coding region: 1-861 (286 amino acids)
Source: RefSeq, a predicted model, not a curated record